Acanthisitta chloris (rifleman) is the source of this 4566-nucleotide messenger RNA. It is a transcript of the gene PSME4, whose product is annotated as proteasome (prosome, macropain) activator subunit 4. The transcript is spliced from 40 exons. Gene Ontology annotation, molecular function: proteasome binding; peptidase activator activity. Gene Ontology annotation, cellular component: spermatoproteasome complex; nucleus; cytosol. The record is from RefSeq and is a predicted model, not a curated record. The annotation marks the transcript as partial. Gene Ontology annotation, biological process: proteasomal ubiquitin-independent protein catabolic process. Lineage: Eukaryota; Metazoa; Chordata; Aves; Passeriformes; Acanthisittidae.
CGACUGUAUGGGAGGAAAUUCAGCAGAGAAGAUCAUGUGCUCUUCAUCAAACUGUUGUAUGAGUUGGUGACAAUUCCCAAACUGGAAAUCAGCAUGAUGCAAGGGUUUGCACGGCUGCUCAUAAACCUCUUAAAGAAAAAAGAACUACUUUCCAGGGAUGAUUUAGAGUUACCAUGGAGACCACUGUAUGAAAUGUUGGAAAGGGUAUUGUACUCCAAAACAGAACAUCUGGGAUUAAAUUGGUUUCCAAAUUCUGUAGAAAGUGUUCUGAAAACACUUGUGAAGAGCUGCAGACCGUAUUUUCCAGAAGAUGCCACUGAGGAGAUGCUGGAUGAAUGGAGGCCUUUAAUGUGUCCCUUUGAUGUGACCAUGCAGAAGGCUAUUACCUACUUUGAGCUCUUCCUGCCUACUACCCUUCCCCCUGAACUUCACCACAAAGGUUUCAAGCUUUGGUUUGAUGAAUUUAUAGGCCUUUGGGUGUCAGUUCAAAAUCUUCCCCAAUGGGAAGGGCAUCUAGUGAAUCUUUUUGCUCGCCUGGCCACUGACAACAUCGGGUACAUAGACUGGGAUCCAUAUGUACCAAAGAUUUUUACUAGGAUUCUGAGGAGUUUAAAUCUUCCAGUGGGAAGCAAUCAGGUGGUUGUUCCAAGAUUCUUAACAAAUGCUUACGAUGUAGGACAUGCAGUCAUGUGGAUCACAGCCAUGAUGGGUGGACCAAGUAAACUAGUGCAGAAGCACUUGUCUGGCUUGUUCAACAGCAUUGCCUCUUUUUACCAUCCUUCAAACAACGGGCGCUGGCUGAACAAACUGAUGAAGCUGCUGCAGAGGUUACCUAGUAGUGUUGUCCGAAGGCUGCACCGAGAGCGCUACAAGAAAGUGACCUGGUUAACUCCUGUGCCUGAGAGUCACAAACUUACUGAUCAGGAUGUGACAGACUUUGUACAGUGCAUCAUCCAACCUGUUCUUCUGGCUAUGUUCAGUAAAACUGGAAGCCUGGAGGCUGCUCAAGCCCUGCAGAACCUUGCACUGAUGCGUCCUGAGUUAGUGAUUCCACCUGUACUCGAGAAAACAUAUCCUGCACUUGAGACACUGACAGAACCUCAUCAGCUCACAGCUACCUUGAGCUGUGUCAUUGGAGUAGCUCGUAGCCUGGUGUCUGGGGGGAAGUGGUUUCCUGAAGGUCCAACUCAUAUGCUACCUCUGCUGAUGAGAGCCUUGCCUGGUGUGGAUCCCAAUGACUUCAGCAAGUGUAUGAUUACAUUCCAGUUCAUUGCAACAUUUUCUACUUUGGUGCCUUUAGUAGAUUGUUCAUCUGUAUUGCAAGAAAGAGAUGAUCUUUCAGAGGUGGAAAGAGAGCUGUGCUCUGCAACCGCUGAAUUUGAGGAUUUUGUGCUGCAGUUUAUGGACAGAUGUUUUGGACUUAUAGAGAGCAGCACACUAGAACAAACCAGAGAGGAGACUGAAACUGAGAAAAUGACUCAUCUGGAGAGUCUAGUGGAAUUAGGUCUCUCUUCUACUUUCAGUACAAUCCUUACUCAGUGUUCAAAGGACAUCUUUAAGGUUGCCUUGGAGAAGGUUUUUAACUUUGCAGUCUCAAAUAUAUUUGAGACGAGAGUUGCUGGUCGGAUGGUUGCUGACAUGUGCCGAGCUGCAGUGAAGUGCCGUCCUGAGGAGUCUUUGAAGCUGUUUGUACCACAUUGCUGCAACGUUAUAACUCACCUCACAGUUAAUGAUGAUGUGUUACGUGAUGAAGAACUUGAUAAGGAGCUGCUUUGGAAUCUUCAACUGUUGUCAGAGAUCACUCGAGUGGAUGGAAAGCAGCUGCUAGUGUACAGGGAGCAGUUUGGGAAGAUACUGCAGCGAACCCUCCAUCUAACCUGUAAGCAGGGUUACAUUCUGUCUUGUAACCUACUGCACCACCUUCUUCGUUCUGCUACACUUAUCUACCCCACAGAGUACUGCAGUGUGCCAGGUGGCUUUGACAAGCCUCUUUCUGAAUACUUUCCUAUCAAGGACUGGGGUAAACCAGGGGACCUGUGGAACUUGGACAUCCAGUGGCAUGUUCCUUCAGCCGAGGAAAUAAACUUUGCUUUUUAUUUGCUGGAUACUUUCCUUCAGCCUGAGCUCAGCAAACUGGAGCACUAUGCACUUGGAGAACUAGAGAUGUCCAGAGAUGAUGUGCAGCAGUGUCUUGCUAUUGUGCAUAACUGCCUGAUUGGUUCUGGGAACAUUCUGCCUCCUCUGAAAGGAGAAAGAGUGGCUCAUCUGGUCCCAAGUCUGGUGUCUUUGGAAGAGACAAAACUCUACACUGGGGUUGAAUAUGAUUUUUCAAGAGAGAAUUAUAGAGAAACAAUUGCAAGGGUUACGAGGAAAUUGCUAUGUUACAUUCUUGAUAAUUCAGAAGAUGACACCAAGUCUUUAUUUCUAAUAAUAAAGAUUAUCAGUGAUGUUUUGCAGUUUCAAGGUUCUCACAAGCAUGAGUUUGACUCACGCUGGAAAAGCUUUAAUUUAGUGAAAAAGUCAAUGGAGAACAGGCUUCAAGGAAAGAAACAGCAUAUCAGAGCCUUGCUGAUCGACAGGGUCAUGUUGCAGCAUGAGCUGAGAACACUAACCAUGGAAGGCUGUGAAUAUAAAACUUCCCACCAGGAGCUGAUCAGAGAUCUUUUGUGCUUGUCCACGAGUUCAUAUGGUCAGGUCAGAAGCAAAGCCCAGCAAGCAUUCUUCACAGCUCUGGGAACAUACAACUUCUGUUGCAGAGAUAUCAUCCCCUUAGUGUUGGAGUUCUUGCGUCCUGACCGGCAAGAUGUCACUCAGAAGCAAUUUAAAGGUGCCUUAUAUUGUCUUCUUGGAAAUCACAGUGGAGUGUGUUUGGCAAAUCUUCAUGAUUGGGAUUGCAUUGCACAGACAUGGCCAGCAAUCGUCUCCUCUGGGCUUAGCAAAGCCAUGUCAUUGGAAAAACCAUCCAUAGUUAGACUCUUUGAUGACCUGGCAGAAAAAAUCCAUAGGCAAUAUGAAACAAUUGGAUUGGAUUUUGCAGUUCCAGAAAAAUGCAUGGAGGUAGCUGUUAUGCUGCAAAAGUCAGGACAUCCAAGUUCAGACUUCCCAGGUCUUGUUUCAGAGGAAAUUCAGUUGGGAAUUCAGCGACAGAAGGAGAAAAAUGCUGAGGCUCUGCGAAACUAUGAAAAUUUGGUUAACAUGCUGCUGGACUGUGUGGAACAAAGAAACCUGCCCUGGAAGUUUGAGCACAUAAGCAUUGGCUUUCUGUCUCUGCUCCUGAGGGAUGACAGGAUACUGCCUGUCCGUGCCAUCAAAUUCUUUGUGCAGUGUCUCAACCAUGAUGCAAUUGUAGUUCGAAAGGUGGCCAUCUCUGCUGUGGCUGGGAUUCUGAAGCAGCUUAAGAGAACACACAAGAAAGUGCCCAUCUGCCCUUAUGAAAUAAGUGGAAGCCCAAAGCCUUCCAGCAUCCAGGCUGGUGACAGACCGGAUAACCAGUGGCUGCACUACAACAGUCAGAGCUUACCAAAGACUAAGGAAGCUUGGGAAUCCUGUUGUUUUGUGGAGAAAACACACUGGGGAUAUUACACUUGGCCUAAAACUAUGACCGUUUAUGCUCCAGUUGAGCAUCAACCAAAGCUUGGGAGAAGGAGAGGUGAGCUGACAGAGGCAGAACAAAUUAUAUAUGAUCACUUUUCUGAUCCCAAGUUUGUGGAGCAGUUAAUCAAAUUUUUGUCUUUAGAAGACAGAAAAGGAAAGGACAAAUUCAAUCCUCGCAGAUUUUGCCUCUUCAAGGGCCUUUUCAGAAACUUUGAUGAUGCCUUCUUGCCUGUUCUUCAGCCCCACUUAGAGCAACUGGUUGCAGACUCCCAUGAGAGCACCCAGAGAUGUGUAGCUGAAAUUAUAGCUGGCUUAAUAAGAGGUUCUAAACACUGGACCUUUGAGAAGGUGGAAAAACUUUGGAAGCUUCUCUGUCCAUUGCUUCGAACAGCUUUAUCCAACAUCACAGUGGAAACAUAUAAUGACUGGGGCACAUGCAUAGCAACCUCCUGUGAGAGCAGAGAUCCUAGGAAACUGCACUGGUUGUUUGAAUUGCUGUUGGAAUCUCCAUUGAGUGGUGAAGGAGGAUCAUUUGUAGAUGCCUGCCGACUUUAUGUGCUGCAAGGUGGCCUUGCCCAGCAGUAAUGGAGAGUGCCAGAGCUGCUGCACAGAUUGCUCAAGUACCUGGAACCCAAACUCACACAGGUUUACAAGAACGUCCGAGAGAGAAUAGGAAGUGUGUUGACCUACAUAUUCAUGAUAGAUGUUUCCUUGCCAAACACUGCCGCAACGAAAUCUCCUCGUGUCCAUGAAUUUACUACCCGCAUACUUGAACAUCUUAAACCCCUCAUGGAAGCAGAUGAAGAAAUUCAGAAUCAUGUUAUGGAAGAGAAUGGAGUUGGUGAACAAGAUGAGAGAACUCAGGGCAUUAAACUCUUGAAAACUAUUCUGAAGUGGCUGAUGGCAAGUGCAGGACGGUCUUUCUCUACAGCUGUCACAGAGCAACUCGAACUGUUACCUUUAUUUUUCAAG